Molecule: messenger RNA, 4959 nt
Organism: Seriola dumerili (greater amberjack)
Lineage: Eukaryota; Metazoa; Chordata; Actinopteri; Carangiformes; Carangidae
Gene: ppp4r3b
Product: protein phosphatase 4 regulatory subunit 3B
Exons: 16
Coding region: 312-2681 (789 amino acids)
Biological process (GO): DNA damage response; protein dephosphorylation
Cellular component (GO): nucleoplasm; protein phosphatase 4 complex
Molecular function (GO): protein phosphatase activator activity
Source: RefSeq, a predicted model, not a curated record
CACAAGAUCGGAUUACAAGAUGGCGGUCUGUGGACGUUAGCAAGGAGGCCGUUGGAGUUGUUGUGCUCUGUGUGAAUUUACAGUUUGAUAUUAAGCCUCCUGUUGAGUUUUUUUCACAUCGUAAACGUAAUGUUUUUAUGAAAUUGCUACUGGCAUAUUUUAUUGUUAUAGCGAACUUAACUUAGACGUGCAUGUUUUGUAACAUGCGGGUGGAAACAAAGUUAACAGGUCGAGGGUAGGAAAAUAGUAGACGGGGUGAGGUGAUAGCUUGUUAGCAACUAGCUAGCCUGCUAGCUCCGACUCGGUUAACCAUGUCGGACACUCGGCGGCGAGUGAAAGUAUAUACGCUGAAUGAAGACCGGCAAUGGGACGAUCGGGGUACCGGACACGUUUCAUCAAGCUUUGUUGAACGGCUUAAGGGAACAACAUUAUUAGUUCGGGCCGAGUCAGACGGAUCACUACUAUUGGAGUCGAAGAUAAGCCCGAACACUGCAUAUCAGAAACAACAGGACACACUAAUUGUCUGGUCAGAAGCAGACAACUAUGACCUUGCCCUAAGUUUUCAGGAAAAGGCUGGCUGUGAUGAGAUCUGGGAGAAGAUUUGUCAGGUUCAAGGCAAAGACCCUGCCCUGGACAUCACCCAGGACCCUAUUGAUGAGUCAGAGGAGGAGCGCUUUGAGGAGAUUCCAGAGACAAGCCACCUUGUAGAGCUCCCUCCUUGCGAGCUAAGCCGACUGGAGGAGAUCGCUGACCUGGUUACCUCUGUCCUGUCUUCGCCAAUCCGGAGGGAAAAACUUGCUCUGGCCUUGAUGAGCGAAGGCUACAUCAAGAAACUCCUGGGUCUCUUCAGAGUAUGUGAGGAUCUGGACAACAGAGAGGGCCUACAUCACCUCUAUGAGAUUGUCCGGGGUGUGUUGUUCCUCAAUAAAGCAGCCCUCUUUGAAGUGAUGUUCUCUGACGACUGUAUCAUGGAUGUGGUGGGCUGCCUUGAGUAUGACCCAGCGCUGGUUCAGCCUAAACGGCACCGGGAAUUCUUGACCAAGACGGCAAAGUUUAAGGAGGUGAUCCCUAUCACGGACUCUGAGCUUCGGCAGAAGAUCCACCAGACCUACCGAGUGCAGUACAUUCAGGACAUCAUCCUGCCCACGCCAUCUGUCUUCGAAGAGAACUUCCUGUCCACACUCACCUCCUUCAUCUUCUUCAACAAGGUGGAAAUUGUCAGCAUGUUGCAGGAGGACGAGAAAUUCCUAACAGAGGUCUUUGCACAGCUCACAGAUGAUGCCACAGAGGACAGUAAAAGGAGAGAGCUUGUGAACUUUGUCAAGGAGUUCUGUGCUUUUUCACAAACGUUGCAACCACAGAACAGAGAUGCUUUCUUCAAAACUCUGGCAAAUCUAGGCAUUUUACCUGCUCUUGAAAUAGUCAUGGGAAUGGAUGACCUACAGGUGAGAGCAGCAGCUACAGACAUCUUCUCUUACCUGGUGGAAUUCAGCCCUUCCAUGGUCAGGGAGUUUGUCAUGCAGGAACCACAGCAGACAGACGACGAUGUUCUGCUGAUAAAUGUCGUGAUCAAGCAAAUGAUUUGUGACUCCGACCCAGAGUUAGGAGGAGCUGUCCAGCUGAUGGGUCUGCUCAGGACACUCAUCGACCCUGAGAACAUGCUGGCUUCUACCAAUAAAACGGAGAAGACAGAAUUUCUGAGCUUCUUCUACAAGUACUGCAUGCAUGUCCUGACUGCUCCUCUGCUGGCCAACACUGCACAUGACAAAAACCCAAAAGAUCUGCAGGAGGGAUCGACUAAGAUCAACCCGGUCUGUCCAGAUAACUUCCAGACAGCUCAGCUUCUGGCACUGAUCCUGGAGCUUCUGACCUUCUGUGUGGAGCACCACACCUAUCACAUCAAGACCUACAUCAUGAACAAAGACCUACUCAGGAGAGUGCUGGUGCUCAUGAACUCAAAGCACACCUUCCUUGCUCUUUGUGCCUUGCGUUUCAUGCGCAGGAUCAUUGGUCUGAAGGAUGAGUACUACAAUCGCUACAUCAUCAAAGGGAACCUGUUUGAGCCUGUCAUCAAUGCCCUGCUGGACAACGGCACCCGAUACAACCUCCUCAACUCAGCCAUCAUAGAACUCUUUGAGUUCAUUAAAGUUGAGGACAUCAAAUCCCUCAUAGCUCACAUUGUGGAUAACUUCUACAAAGCACUUGAAUCCAUUGAGUACGUCCAGACUUUCAAGGGGCUGAAAGGCCGGUAUGAGCAGGAAAAAGACCGGCAGAGUCAGAGACUCAAUAGAUAUCGCAGAGAUGCACGGUCAUUGGAUGAGGACGAGGAGUUGUGGUUCAAUGACGAUGACGACGAUGAUGAUGGAGAGGCUGUUGAGAAGAGGAUGGAGGAUGACUUCUCUGACAGCUAUGGCAAGUACAUGGAAGCAAAAAAAGGAGCUGCCAACGGAGCUAAUGGUGCCAACAACAAUGGGAAAGCUGCUGUAAUCCCACCUUCCUCACCAGCCGUCACUCCAAACAACAGUUCAGCUUCCUCUGUCAAAACAGUUGCUCUUCCUGCCACACCAGUAGUGAAGACUGCUCUGGUUGGUUUGGUGGACUACCCUGAUGAUGAGGAUGAAGAGGAAGAAGAUGAGGAGGAAGAGCAGUCUCCGAGGAAGCGGCCCCGUCUAAGCUCUUAAGGCUAAUUGUCCUCUAUUUGGUCGUGGUGGACGGACACUGAGUCCCUCCCAUCCUCCCUCCUCUGGUCGUCUCAUUGGUCCUUGGCCUGCCUGUGCCACCCGUCAGUCUCACUGAGGAGACGGGCAAAGACGAGCUCCCACCUCACUCACUCCCUCCUGAUCUCUGCUCCUCUUUCUCCCUCAGCGGAAGGAGAGGGAGAGCUUCUCUUUUACUGGAAAGAAAGACAGAUCAGUCUGUUCCCUCAGCCCGUUGAUUUUUCCUCUUCCUUGUACCAACAGCCUCCUCCAGGGGAUCCCAAAACCUCCUUUCUUCCUUGUGACCCUUUGCAAAUGCAUCCCUCCUCUUUCAUUACACUCUCCUGCUUUCCCAGUGCUCACCUCUUUCUGAACAUGUUCUUUUAUCUCUGUUCUUUCUGAACAAAAUUCCCCUCCUCAUCCUCCAUCCUACAUACCGACCAGAGAGGCUGCGGUGGAAAUCAGUGCCAAGGCGGUUCCCAACUCUGCUCUGUUGCUAUAGCAACAGUAGCAAGGAAGCUGCGGUACUACAGCAACCCCACAGGAACCCUCACACGUCCUCAUUUGAACUCUCCCUUCCAUCCUUCUCGAACCCGAACCAGUGAGCUCCAGAGAGAGAGGAAGCCAGAACACAACCAGCCAGUGUACGUACUGUUCAGCAGGCCAGUCAGGCUAGCAGGACUAGCCGUCAUAGUUAUAGAAAGCUUGACUGGCUGAAGCAGUGUGUGUGCGCUGCCCUGCCACAGAACUGUUCACUUCUGUUGGGGAUAGAGGGAUCUAGGCAAUGUGGAAGAAUUAAAACAUCGAGAGACAAGGGAGGUGACAAAUGACAAAAUGUACCAGGAUGAAAACUCAGCAGUAAUGAGGCUUAGAUCCAGAGGAGCAGGACUCAAACCUUCAAAAGCCAUGGCAUCUGUUUGGCCAAGGCACACACGAAAAACACAACACACAAUGUCUCACACACAGGACUGCGUUAGCCAGAAAUCCUGUAUUUCAUGACUUUGUUAAAAAGUACUGUACAGAUGUUUUUUUUUCUUUUUAAUCAUUUGCCCCUGAUAUGAUUUUGAAAGGGGAGAGAGAUACCUACCGACCUGUGUAUUUUUUUUGUUGUUGUUGCACAAAAAGGUGGGGUCACUGUUCACCCUUUCAGUCCAGUUCAUUUGAUUCAAUGUAAAAUGCUGGUUUUAAAAAUAACAUUAAAACUGCAGUAAAGUCAUUUUUGCAGCCAACAUUUUGAGAAUGUCUUGAGUUUUGUAUUUUAGUGGAUUUCAGAAUUAAGUGGACCCAUUAUGAUGCACACGUAGCCCAGUUUUUUGUUUGAACUGGGUGAAAAACCUGAGCUGUUGGUGUGCUUACAAGUAGAUUUAGUGCACACUUUUGUUUGAGGAGGUUCAAGUCUUGGCACCCUCCUCUCAGACAGAUCUCAGGUUCAGAGUUCAAUUUGCAUCAGAAACAAAAAGCCCACCUUCUCUGUGUGCUGUAACACUGCUAGCUGGUGAAACAUCUCACCUUUAUAAUUGAAUGGAGAAUGAUUCUAGUGAGUUAUAAGGGGCUUGAGGUGCCAGGGGCUUUUUAAUCCAGGUUUGAAGGACUACAAUGAUCAGAUCCAGGUCAGAUGCACUCAGCUUUGUUCCACAGUUCAUGUCUAAUUUCAAGUUUUCUUUGGCCUGUCCACAAAAACUAGAUUGAAAAUAUGUUGAAGGAAACCUUUUUUCUUACAGUUUUUAAUUCAAACUUUAUGAAUGGAUGAGCUGUUUUUAUUAGUUAUGAUAAAUAUGAUUUAACCCCAGAGUUGAUGCAGUGCAGUUUUUGAAUCAAACAGUGUUGUUCAGGUGGCUUUCUGACACAACAUAAGUUUGACAAUGUCGGAGGGACAAUGAGACAUUUCAGUGUCAGGUCGAAACAUUUCCCAUGUUGAAUCCUCUCCUGGUCUCACAACAAGCACACUGAGAGGCAGAUGAAGGGACUCAAAACUUGCUAAAAAUGCUAGAUCAGACUUUUAUCUACAACAUUUGAAUCAAAUCACAAGCAGCACGGUAGGAGCACAAGUAAAAUCAUUGUUAUUGCCAAUGUGCUUUUCAGGAGUUCAGCAGUACACGAGCAGUAAAUUGUCUUUCCUCCUGUUUGUUAGUGUCGCCAAACAAUGACUGUUUAUGCGCUCCCUUGAUGAAUUUGUACCAAGUGCAUUUACUACCACUAUCCAUUCUUAACAUUUGUAUGAAUUUGAUAAGUUUUGAAAUUAAAUGUGACCCUGACAUUGAAA